AUGAGCGAAUCGCGACGGACGGAGAUGGGCUGGGUCCCACACGUGCAAGCACCACUCAUCUCCACUGCUCCUGUGCAGCCAGUUGGAAGGCAGAGCAUGUUUCAUCAACCGACGCAGCCACCUGUGUUGCAGCCUGCCCAGUACAUGAGGCCCUUUAGCAGCGAUGUUGCCGCCGUGCACGCCCGACAGAGGCCCAUCCAAGACGAGGCAACCAACGACAGCUCGAUAGUGAGCAAAGCCAGUGCUGCAGCUUCGGGGUACUUCGAGGACCCUUUCGUGAGCUGCGUCGCCGUUCGUGGUCCCAAGGGGAAGCUGAUUCGAAGAUCUCCGUUAGUGCAUAGAUGCUACUACACGCGACACCUGGGAGUGCUGCAGAUGCAGGAGGCUUUUCUGACAAGCUGUAUUCAGCCGGGCGAGGCUUACAACGUGGUCGUGGUCGGUGCAGGAUUUGAUACUGGGGCGCUGAGGCGUUCAUGGCCACCUGGCUUGCAGGGAUACUAUGAGGUGGAGUUUCCCGCCGUGCUGACGCGAAAGGAAGCUUUGCUGCGCCGAGCAAAUGUAGAACUGCCGGCCUGGCUUCACAGAUGCGGUGCUGACUUGCGCGAUCUGGCUGACGUGGAGAGCUCGUUGAAAGCUGCGGGUACAGAUUUCGAAGUACCGACAUUGAUUAUUGCCGAAGUCGUGCUGGCCUACAUGGAGCCUGGUGAAGGCGAUGCGCUUGCGGCGUGGGCCGCGGGCAGGUUUUCCAACUGUUUAUUCGGUAUGUAUGAGCAGAUCGGACCCUACGAUCCCUUUGGUCGAUUCAUGCGAAGGCACUUCUUGCAGCGCCAGUGCCCCCUGAGAUCUCUCCUUGCACGGCCAGAUAUUGAAGCACAGCGUGCGCGUUUCUGCUCCUUCCCCCGUGUGGAUGCGGCAGACAUGACAUCCAUACUGUCCGCAACACCUUCCGAAGAACUGGCCAGAAUCUCAGGCCUUGAACCGUUUGAUGAAUACGAGGAGUUUCAUCUGAAGUGCACGCAUUAUUUUUGUCUGGCAGCGAUGUCGGGAAGGUGCUGCAAUGCGAAGACAAUUUGGCCCAAUGCUGGUAAGAGCCCGAGCCGUCCCGCACUGGAAGUCCCUGUUCACAAGCUGCACGAGCUGGGCAUUUCCAGAUUUGGUUUGACGGCAUCGUAUGCUGCUGGUCAUUUGGUUGUGUGCGGCGGUCAUGGCACGUACGAUUCCUCUGUGUCACAAACACAUGGCAGGCAGACUUCUGUACUCUGCCGCAAGCUGGAUCCGACAGGCAGCCUUUCGCCACAAGGAAAGGUAUCCCAGCCAUUUCAGCAUCUUGGAGAUCACAAGGCUGCUAUGUAUUGUAGCGCAACGGCAGUGGGCUCGAAGGUGCUUCUAUUUGGCGGCCGUUUGGGGCCUCAUCAGCCAACAAAUUCUCUUGCCGUCUUGGAAACGAGCGAGCGCAAUGAGCACGCUGGUUGUAACCCACGACUAGAAGCUGUGGAUAUAGUUGCAGGUCCUGCAGCUCGAUGGCGGCAUUCAGCAACACACGUUCGCAUUGGCUCUAGGGACGUGCUCGUUGUGCUGGGCGGUCGUGGGACAGAUGCAAAGACCUUCAGCUUGGACGAGGGAUGGCUGCUGGAUUGCGAUCAGCUGUCGUGGAAGUGUUGCCCUAUUUUUCCAACAGAUGGUGCCCUCCCCUGUGCGCGGCAUUCACAUGCUGCAGCAGCAAUCGCGUCUCAAGGCCUCCUAAUGAUCUGUGGCGGCUUGGACGCCAACGAGGAGCUCUUGGGCGAUGCAUGGAUCCUGCAAAGAGAUGACGACCGAGACUCCUUCGCAUGGAGAAGGAGUACCUCCCCGUUGCCGAGGCCGAGGUACGGACAUCACUUGCACGUGUUCAGAGGCUUUCACAUCGUCGUCGGUGGAAUCGAAUGGACGUAUGAGACAGCACCGAUAUGUUGCAAUGGGGUGCCCAUGAACGUCCACCAUGAUGAAGAAGACAAAGAGGACGACUUCUUCAUGUGGCACAACAUCGCUACGGUAAUGCUGCACAGCACUGCUCAAGUGCUGAUUCUUGGGGGCGGUGGCAACUGCUUCUCUUUUGGCACUCAGCUCAAUCCGACGGCAGCCUGGCAAGGAGAAAUCAAUUCCGCGGCAGGCACGCAUCUUGCAGCUGUCCAGUGUGAUUGCAGCCGUGGAAACCCAAAGUGCUCCAAGCCAGUGGUGUUGCAGUUGGAAGUCUAUGCGCGAGUGCUUGGUGACCUGCGGUCGAACACUUCGUUGGGACAAGGGAACGUGCUCGACAUGCAGGAAGUGAUGGCAGCUGUUGAGACACUGUACGUAGAUGAGCUGAAGCCAUACGGGAGGAUCCUGCGCAAACGACUUGCAGAACGGGCUUCUGCGGCCGGUCAGGGCAACGUGGACGUAGACAUCAAGCGCUUACGCAGUGUUUGCGAGGCCUGUCCUUGGAUCUAUGUCCAGGCAGAAGAUGGUGGAGACUGGUCUGCCUUGCUGCGAGGGCGUCCACCCAACUUCAUCGACGUCUACAGCCCACAGGACUUUUAUCCAACUUCCCUCUGGCAGGCAGCAGCUAGCUACUUUGAAGGCUUGGAUGAUGCCAACAUGGUGCUGCCGGGUGGCCGUUACUCCUGCGCGCAGGCGCUGGUCUCGCGUGGGCUACAGUUUCUCCAAGGAAGGACUCUAGGGCAGGUUUGCCACAUCGUGCAGCUGGCAAUUUCGCAGAAGAAGCUGCUCGGCUACUUGAAUGGUGCCGUGGUGCCCUACGGGCGCUCCCAGUCCAUGAUCAAGGAGCGAUGUGCCGAGCGUCAGAAACCAUGCACCAACAUUGCGCGGGGUAACGGAUCUGACCUGGCUGAUUGGGAAGUGGUGAAGCGCGGUCUGAAGGAAAUCCUUGGAAGCCUGAGUCCUGGUACUGCCACGAUACCCCUUUCCAACGUGAAGCGCCUCUUCCGCUCGCGUUUUCAUAUCGAACUGAGCGAGACAGCACUCGGUCACUCCAAGCUGUCCGAGCUGUUGCAGGAUCCGAGAUUGCGAGAUAUUUGCUCGGUUCGUUUACAAGGUCAUGGUUAUGUUGUCAGCCCAGUGACACUUAGUGCCGUCGUUCCUUCCAAGUCCAAUCUGCGGCAAGCCAAGGCCGUGCAAAUGUCUUCGGGCCCGGGAUUGUCAGUGGCUGCCGCUGGUGCAGCAGCGGUCACGGCAGCUGUUGCGGCAGCAUGUGGGCAGAUGCCUGCGCAGGCAGGGCAGUUGGCACCUGCACUGGGAGUCAGUAUGCGGAAGACGGCAGCAGCACCAUCUCCUUAUGACAAGGCAGAGGUGCCAUUCUUUGACCCGCAAGUGCCACCAUCUGCUCCGACAUGCAGCAGAGCUGUUGGACCUGCUUCUGUGCCAGCCGUGCAACACCCCACUUCUCGUGUCUCACUGCGUGACCGAGCACCUUUUGUCGCACCUCUCAGCAUGGAGGAUGUGGAGCAGUCGCCUGCGGUGGGACAGGGACAGCGUGCUCAAAGUGCUCAACAGAUCUCCGGCACCUGGCAAACUCCGUUUGACAGCAUGCCACUCAUGACGUCCACUCCAAGUGCUUCACAUCAUCGCAGAACCGAGUCUGUGCCAAGAAACCUUGGAUCGGAGAAGAGUGCCCGUGACUCUUGCGCUGUCGGCAUCGAAGAAACGCCAGGCUUGGCAGGCUUAUGCGCAGACGGGCAGCUGCCUGCUGUGCCGGCCACGCCGGAAACACUCAGCUUCCCGCAGUGGCCCAUGCUGACACCCAACACCUUGGAUGGAAUGGGCUACAGCGUACAGAACACCUUCAUCAACUUUGCAGUGCCAUCGACACCCAUGACAAACACCCGUUCGCACUCAUUGCCACGUAAUAUGGGAGCAUCCGGAAGUGAGGAGGCGCAAACGGGCGAGAAGGCCGAGGAGACUGGAUGUGGAGCGCAUGGCCCGGCCAACCGCUUGAUGUCGGCUGCGGCUGCAGCGUGCUGUGACCCGACGCGUGCAUAUGUCCCCAGGCGGGCAGCGAACACACCCAGGAGCGGGCUGAAGGCUCGUGCAGCCCUGGCCUGCAAUCCCGAGCCCGAGCUGCCUGGAUGCGUCUCCAUCGCCGCAGCCGCAGCACGUGACUUCAGGUCACACGCUCCGCCUGGCAGACCUCCUUUGAGGGCAUGGGGAGUUGGCAGUGUUUCAGCAGUGUUUCACCCGCAACAUGUGACGUUCCCCAGGCCCCGAGGCACUACAGGAAUGUCAGAUUCAGACGGUGCCCUCACCCGCACAGCUGUCGCCAUAGUCCACGAAAUACAUACAUCUGCAAGAAUCCGCUUUGAAGAGCAGGUGAGUCAGGUGAGUUCACCGCAGGCACAAAGACGGCCUGCUUCAAGUGAGCAGCAGUCCCGUGCUUAA
Symbiodinium sp. CCMP2456 is the source of this 4410-nucleotide messenger RNA. NCBI's taxonomy places the organism in Eukaryota, Dinophyceae, Suessiales, Symbiodiniaceae. The record is from the annotation of a GenBank genome assembly.